AUGUGGACUUCCGUAGCCGACCUGUUCACUCCGACCUCUCUCUUCCUCUUCCUCAACCUCACCAUCGCCGCCAUCGCCAUCACCUCCCGCAAGAACAACAACAACAAGCACCCUCCUCAUGCCUCCUCCCCGCUUCUCCACUCCGACCACUACUCCGACGACCGCCACCGCCAUUUGAGGGACGACGGACCGUCGUCCCACCCAUCAACACCCACCGCGCGCGCUCUCGAGCGGGCCUCCUCCCUUUUCAAAUCGAUGAACAGCCACUUCUCCCCACUCCGUAGAUCCGGCGGACCCGACCCGCCGGAAACAGAGGACCACGGCCACCACCAUCUCUUCGCCGACGACGACGGAUCGUCAUCUCUCCCGGCCAGUCCCAUGGCGCGGGGGCUGGAGCGGGCGUCCUCUCUCCUCAAAUCAAUCAACCACUUCUCCCCGCUGCGUAGAUCCAGCGGACCCGACCCGCCGGAAACAGAGGACCACCACCACCAUCACCAUCUCUUCGCCGACGACGACGGAUCGUCGUCUCUCCCUGCCAGUCCCAUGGCGCGGGGGCUGGAGCGGGCCUCCUCCCUUUUCAAAUCCAUGAACCACUUCUCCCCGCUGCGUAGAUCCAGCGGACCCGACCCGCCGGAAACAGAGGAUCACCACCAUCUCUUCACCACCGACGACGGGUCGUCGUCAUCCUCGUCGCCGGCAUCAUCUCUCCCGACCACCCCGACCGCGCGGGCGCUCGAGCGGGCAUCCUCCAUCUUCAAGUCUCUCCACCACUUCUCGUCCCCUCUCGGCAGGUCCGACCCGGAACCCGGACCCGACCACCUGGUGAAGCGGAGCGGGGCGGCGGCGGCGGGAGGAGGGGGCAGGAGGGCGGCGACGGGGAAGAUGACGAAGUCGGCGAGCGAGAAGUGCACGGCGGAGGUGGUGGCGGCGGUGGCGGUGGAGGAGGAGAAGGAGGAGGAGGAGAGGCGGCGGCCGGCGACGGUGAGGCUGCAGAAGGCGGUGUCGAUCGGGGACGACCACGGGGUUGACUCGAAGGCCGACGACUUCAUCAACCGGUUCAAGCAGCAGCUCAAGCUGCAGAGGCUCGACUCGCUGCUAAGGAACAGAGAGCUGCUCCGAGCCCAGCAGCAGCAACACAGCUGA
Molecule: messenger RNA, 1143 nt
Organism: Linum tenue
Lineage: Eukaryota; Viridiplantae; Streptophyta; Magnoliopsida; Malpighiales; Linaceae
Source: the annotation of a GenBank genome assembly